Molecule: messenger RNA, 11247 nt
Organism: Coregonus sp. 'balchen'
Lineage: Eukaryota; Metazoa; Chordata; Actinopteri; Salmoniformes; Salmonidae
Source: the annotation of a GenBank genome assembly
CUCUGCCGGGUCUGUGUGGAUUCUAACCCCUGCUCUGCCGUGUCUGUCCCUCCCCCAGUGGACCUGUUGGAGAGUUUUGAGAACCACCCCCCCAUCGUCCUCCCCAGCGGGGGGUUCAGAGUGGACCUAGACAGUGACUCUAUAGAGGACAGCAUCUACAGACAGCUGCUCUACGUUAGACACUUCCUCUGGGGGCUACGCACCAAGACUCACCCCACUGGCAACAACACACACACUCACCCCACUGGCAACAACACACACACUCACCCCACUGGCAACAACACUCACACUCACCCCGCUGUCAACAACACACACCCCACUGUCAACAACACACACACUCACCCCACUGUCAACAACACACACACACACACUCCCACGGCGGUUAACGGGACUGGAACACGAACGAGCACCGGGACUAGUACCGCCCCUGCAGACUGGCAGGAAGCACAGGUAGGUCACGUGAUGCACACACACACGCACACACACGCACGCACGCACACACACACACACACACACACGCACACACGCACACACGCACACACACACACACACACACACACACACACACACACCCACUCCUUGCAGUAAUCCGGGCCAUGUGCCUCAGCAGCUGUGGUUCUUUAGUAGUUACCAGUAAUCUUUUACAUGAAAGACAAAAGGCCCUUUACUCCGUCCACACACAUCGAUGUGCACACAGACAAUACUGCCCCCCCCCCCCUCCCCCCCCCCCCCCCCCCCCCCCCCCCCCCCCCCCCCCUCCCCCCCCGCCCAAUCACACCCACCCACACCCUGGCGGUGCGGGGUCCUAGACAUGACAGCCAUGGUAAUCAGAUUAAGGCUUUAGGACCAGUAAGUAGUUCAUCAGGACGGCUGGCUGGGAGAGGCCUACUGCGGCCAACACUCCUGUCUUUAACAGUAUUGUAAUUGUGUGUUGUUUUAUCCCCCCUCCCCCCCCCCCAUCCAGAGGGAGUGUCCUCUGUCCCACAAUACUCCCCGGUCAGGAGGGGGGGAGGCGGGGGAGACGGGUGAGGAGUGGGUGACGGACAGACCCCCAGGCCAAUCUCACAGCAGUGUGAGGAGGAAUGGCACCGCCCACCACCCCCGGGCAACCAACCAGGACCCUUCGUGCCUCCUGACUCCGCCCAACACGCCCUUGUACCCUGAGGGGGGCGGGGCUGACCUGGUUGGACACGCCCCAGAAGCAACGGGAUAGACGGUAAGGACCUGUCGAAAUGAUACGGGUAAUAUGACCCCCGGCAACCAGCAGAGGGUAAGACCCUCUAGAAAAUAUGGGUAAUAGGACAUGGCAACGGGCUGCGUAAAGCCACCUCACGCAUUAUAGGGUAAUACCAAACGGCAACGGACCUAAGGGAAAGACCUCCUGACUGACAUAAUACGGCUUUAACCUGAAGGGGUAGAGGGAAAGACUCUCUGACAUAUUGGGAAUAAACAUCGCCAACGACUAGAGGGGUAAAGGACUGCUCAGACAUAUUGGGUAAGAACAUCGCAACGAUGGAGAGGGAAAGACCUUACGGACAUAUAGACGGGUAAUGACAUGCACGGCAGAGUAAAGACUCCUUACUGACAUAUAUAUGGGUAAUAUAACAUCGGCAACAGACUAGAGGGGAAAGACUCCUCUACUGACAUAUAUAUGGGUAAUAUAACAUCUGCAACAGGCUAGAGGGUAAAGACUCCUCUACUGACAUAUAUAUGGGUAAUAUAACAUCUGCAACGGGCUAGACGGUAAAGACUCCUCUACGGGUAAUAUAACAUCGGCAACGGCUAGAGGGUAAAGACUCCUCUACUGACAUAUAUAUGGGUAAUAUGACAUCGGCAACAGGACUAGAGGGUAAAGACUCCUCUACUGACAUAUAUAUGGGUAAUAUGAACUCGGCAACGGACUAGAGGGUAAAGACUCCUCUACUGACAUAUAGAGGGUAAUAUGACAUCGGCAACAGGCUAGAGGGUAAAGACUCCUCUACUGACAUAUAUAUGGGUAAUAACAUCGGCAACAGGACUAGAGGGUAAAGACUCCUCUACUGACAUAUAUAUGGGUAAUAUGACAUCGGCAACGGACUAGAGGGUAAAGACUCCUCUACUGACAUAUAUAUGGGUAAUAUGACAUCGGCAACAGGCUAGAGGGUAAAGACUCCUCUACUGACAUAUAUAUGGGUAAUAUAACAUCGGCAACGGACUAGAGGGUAAAGACUCCUCUACUGACAUAUAUAUGGGUAAUAUGACAUCGGCAACAGACUAGAGGGUAAAGACUCCUCUACUGACAUAUAUAUGGGUAAUAUGACAUCGGCUAGAGGGUAAAGACUCCUCUACUGACAUAUAUAUGGGUAAUAUAACAUCGGCAACAGGCUAGAGGGUAAAGACUCCUCUACUGACAUAUAUAUGGGUAAUAUGACAUCGGCAACGGACUAGAGGGUAAAGACUCCUCUACUGACAUAUAUAUGGGUAAUAUAACAUCGGCAACAGGCUAGAGGGUAAAGACUCCUCUACUGACAUAUAUAUGGGUAAUAUAACAUCGGCAACGGACUAGAGGGUAAAGACUCCUCUACUGACAUAUAGACGGGUAAUAUAACAUCGGCAACGGACUAGAGGGUAAAGACUCCUCUACUGACAUAUAUAUGGGUAAUAUAACAUCGGCAACAGGCUAGAGGGUAAAGACUCCUCUACUGACAUAUAUAUGGGUAAUAUGACAUCGGCAACGGACUAGAGGGUAAAGACUCCUCUACUGACAUAUAUAUAUGGGUAAUAUAACAUCGGCAACAGGCUAGAGGGUAAAGACUCCUCUACUGACAUAUAUAUGGGUAAUAUGACAUCGGCAACGGACUAGAGGGUAAAGACUCCUCUACUGACAUAUAUAUGGGUAAUAUAACAUCGGCAACAGGCUAGAGGGUAAAGACUCCUCUACUGACAUAUAUAUGGGUAAUAUAACAUCGGCAACGGACUAGAGGGUAAAGACUCCUCUACUGACAUAUAGACGGGUAAUAUAACAUCGGCAACGGACUAGAGGGUAAAGACUCCUCUACUGACAUAUAUAUAUGGGUAAUAUAACAUCGGCAACAGGCUAGAGGGUAAAGACUCCUCUACUGACAUAUAUAUGGGUAAUAUGACAUCGGCAACGGACUAGAGGGUAAAGACUCCUCUACUGACAUAUAUAUGGGUAAUAUAACAUCGGCAACAGGCUAGAGGGUAAAGACUCCUCUACUGACAUAUAUAUGGGUAAUAUAACAUCGGCAACGGACUAGAGGGUAAAGACUCCUCUACUGACAUAUAGACGGGUAAUAUAACAUCGGCAACAGGCUAGAGGGUAAAGACUCCUCUACUGACAUAUAUAUGGGUAAUAUAACAUCGGCAACGGACUAGAGGGUAAAGACUCCUCUACUGACAUAUAUAUGGGUAAUAUAACAUCGGCAACAGGCUAGAGGGUAAAGACUCCUCUACUGACAUAUAUAUGGGUAAUAUGACAUCGGCAACGGACUAGAGGGUAAAGACUCCUCUACUGACAUAUAUAGUGCCUUCGGAAAGUAUUCAGACCCCUUGACUUUUUCCACAUUUUGUUACCUUACAGCCUUAUUCUAAAAUGGAAUAAAUAAAUAAAAAUCCUCAGUAAUCUACACACAAUGCGAAAACAGAUAUCUUAUUUACAUAAGUAUUCAGACCCUUUGCUAUGAGACUUGAAAUUGAGCUCAGGUGCAUCCUGUUUCCAUUGAUCGUCCUUGAGAUAUUUCUACAACUUGAUUGGAGUCCACCUGUGGUAAAUUAAAUUGAUUGGACAUGAUUUGGAAAGACACACCUGUCUAUGUGCAUGUCAGAGCAAGAACCAAGCCAUGAGGUCGAAGGAGUUGUCCGUAGAGCUCCGAGACAGGAUUGUGUCAAGGUACAGAUCUGGGGAAGGGUACCAAAAACAUUCUGCAGCAUUGAAGGUUCCCAUGAACACAGUGGCCUCCAUCAUUCUUAAAUGGAAGAGGUUUGGAACCACCAAGACUCUUCCUAGAGCUGCUCCAGAGCGCUCAGGACCUCAGACUGGGGGGGUCGAAGGUUCACCUUCCAACAGGACAACCACCCUAAGCACACAGCCAAGACAACGCGGGAGUGGCUUCGGGACAAGUCUCUGAAUGUCCUUGAGUGGCCCAGCCAGAGCCAGGACAUGCAAUAUAGCACAGUGUUUUAUAUUAAACUCAUAUUUAUCAAGGGUGUCAAUAAUUAUGGACCUGACUAACAUAUACACAGCAAUAUAGUUUUUUACAGUAUGUAAAACAUACAUGCAUGUAUUUAUAUAUAAAAUAUAACAUCAGCAAUGGACUUGACGAUAUAAAUUCAUGUACAGCAACAUAUAAGAAAAUAUACUUUUGACAUAAUCUAUACGAAAUACACCAUAACAGGAGAACGGACUGACACCAGAACUGUAGAGAGGAGCGCUGUUGUUCCCUGAUAACCUCUGGAUGUGCGCCCUCUGGUGAUAGGGUUCAGUACUGCACGUCUAUGGCUUUACAUGUAACUUUUACAUUUUAGUCAUUUAGCAGACACUAAUCACAGAGCAAAUUUACAGGAGCAAUUAGGGUUAAGUGCCUUGCUCGAGAUGUAGCACGUAGUCGGCUCAGGGAACAGAACCAGCGACCUUUCGGUUACUGGGCUUAACCGCUGGGCUACCUGCCCUCCAGUCUACGCUGUCUGUUUAGUUGUUUAGUCGUUGACUGUGUGUGUUCGUAGUUCUGUGUUUGUGGGACUGCCUUGUAGCUCUGUGUGUUAGUUGUUCUGUGUUUGUGGGACUGCCUUGUAGCUCUGUGUGUUCGUAGUUCUGUGUUUGUGGGACUGCCUUGUAGCUGUGUGUGUUAGUUCUGUGUUUGUGGGACUGCCUUGUAGCUCUGUGUGUAUCUAGCUGUGGUGUGUGUGUGUGUGUGUCCUCUGUGCAGGUAGUGUGUGUGAGUUCCCCUUCCCCGUGCCUCCCGGGCCCCUGCUAGCUGAUGAUGAGUGUUGUCUGGUGUUUGUAGUGGAGCUGAACAAGGGGCCAUACGGACUGGGCAUGGGACUCAUCGAUGGACUGGUGAGUAAAUCAAAUCAAAUGUUAUGCUUCGUAAAACAACAGGUGUAGACUAACAGUGAAAUGUUUACUGACGGGUCCUUUUCCAACAACGCAGAGUUAAAGAUAAAGAUAAAAUAUAUAAAAUAAAAAUACAAAUGUGACAAGGAAUAAAUACACAGUGAAUAACAUUAACGAGUAAAAAUAACAUGGCUAUAUACAGGAAGUACCAGUACCGAGUCGAUGUGCAGGGCUACGAGGUAAUUGAGGUAGCUAUGUACAUAUAGGAAGGGUAAAGUGACUAGGCAACAGGAUAGAUAAGACAGUAGCAGCAGCGUAUGUGGUGAGUGUGUGUGUGUAAUGUGCGUGUAUGUGUGUGAUGGGGUGUCUGUGAGAGUUAGUACAAAAAAGGGUCAACGCAGGUAUUCCAGGUAGCCAUUUGCAAUCCAGAUUGCGUCAUCUGUGGAUCUUUCGGGGCAGUAUGUGACUUGGAGUGGGUCCAGGGUGUCUGGGAUGAUGGUGUUGAUUUGAGCCAUGACCAGCCUUUCAAAGCCUUUCAUGGCUAAUGAUGUGAGCGCUACGGGGCGAUAGUCAUUUAGUUACCUUGGCGAUCUUGGGCACAGGGACUGUGGUCUGCUUGAAACAUGUAGAUAUUACAGACAGGAUCAGGGAGAGGUUGAACAUGUCAGUGAAGAAGUCUCCUGAGUGGCGCAGUUGUCUAAGGCGCUGCAUCGCAGUGCUAGCUGUGCCACUAGAGAUCUUGGUUCGAAUCCGGGCUCUGUCGCAGCCGGCCGCGACCGGGAGACUCAUGGGGCGGCGCACAACUGGCCCAGCGUCGUCCAGGGUAGGAGAGGGAAUGGCCGGCAGGGAUGUAGCUCAGUUGGUAGAGCAUGGCGUUUGCAACGCCAGGGUUGUGGGUUCGAUUUCCACGGGGGGACAGUAUGGAAGAAAAAAAACUAAGUCGCUCUGGAUAAGAGCUUCUGCUAAAUGAUGUAAAUGUAAAUGUAAGAGACUUGCCAGUUGGUCAGACCAUGCCCUGAGUAUGCGUCCUGGUAUUCUGUCUGGCCCCGCGGACUUGAGAAUGUUAACCUGUUUAAUGGUCUUACUCACGGGCCUCCCGAGUGACGCAGCGGUCUAAGGCAGUGCUAGAGGCGUCACUACAGACCCGGGUUUGAUACCGGGCUGUAUCACAACCGGACGUGAUCGGGAGUCCCAUAGGGCGGCGCACAAAUGGCCCAGCAUUGUCCGGGUUAGGGGAAGGGGGGGCUUUACUUGGCUCAUCACGCUCUAGCGACUCCUUGUGGCGGGCCGGGAGCCUGCAGGCUGAACUCGGUCGUCAGUUGAACGGUGUUUCCUCUGACACAUUGGUACGGCUGGGCUAAGCUUCCGGGUUAAGCAAGCGGGUGUUUAGAAGCACGGUUUGGCGGGUCAUGUUUCGGAGGACGCAUGACUCGACCUUCGCCUCCCGAGCCUGUUGGGGGAGUUGGAGCGAUGAGACAAGAUCGAAAUUGGGGAGAAAAAGGGGGUAAAAUACUAAAAUCAAAUGCAAUGAAAAAUAAAAGGUCUUACUCACAUUGGCUACGAAGAGCGAGAUCACACAGUCAUCCGGAAGAGCUGGUGCUCUCAUGCACGGUUCAGUGUUGCUUGUCUCGAAGAGAGCAUAAAAGGCAUUUAUUUCGUCUGGUAGGUUCGCGUCGCUGGGCAGCUCACGGCUGGGUUUCCCUUUGCAAUCUGUGAUAGUUUGCAAGCCCUGCCACAUCCGUCCAGCAUCAGAGCCGGCAUAGUAGGAUUCGAUCUUAGUCCUGUAUUGAUGCUUUGUCUGUUUGAUGGUUCGUCGGAGGUUGUAGCGGGAUUUCUUAUAAGCGUCCGGUUUAGUGUCCCGCUCCUUAAAAACGUCAGCACUAGCCUUUAGCUCAGUGCGGAUGUUGCCUGUAAUCCAUGGCUUCUGGUUGGGGUAAGUACGUACGUACGUACGGUCACUGUGGGGACGACAUCAUCAAUGCACUUAUUAAUGAAACCGGUGACUGAUGUUGUAAAACUCCUCAAUGUUAUGGGAUGAAUCCCGGAACAAAUUCUAAUCUGUGCUAGCGAAACAGUCCUGUAGCUUAGCAACCGCUUCAUCGGAACACUUCCAUAUUCCGUACAUUCGGUUUGUGUUUUUGCUUGUAAGCAGGAAGCAGGAGGAUAUAGUUAUGGUUCUGAUUUGCUAAAGGGAGAGCAAGAGUGGGCCCUGUAUGCGUUUCUGUGUGUGGAAUAAAGGUGAUCUAGAGUUUUGAACACCUCUAGUUGUACAGGAGACAUGCUGGUAAAUAUGAGGUAAAACAGUUUCCCUGCAUUAAAAUCACCGGCCACGAGAAACGCUGCAUCUGAAUGUGCAUUUUCUUGUUUGUUUAUGGCCCUAAACAGCUCAUUGAGUGCGGUCUUAGUGCCAGCAUUGGUUUGUGGUGGUAAAUAGACAGCUAGGAAUAAUAUAGAUGAAAACUCUCUUGGUAAAUACAUUUACAUUACAUUUUAGUCAUUUAGCAGACGCUCUUAUCCAGAGCGACUUACAGUUAGUGAGUGCAUACAUUAUUAUUUUAUUUUUGUCAUACUGAGUAUGGUCUACAGCUUAUCAUGAGGUAUUCUACCUAAGGCGAGCAAAACCUUGAGACUUCCUUAAUAUUAUAGAUCGCGCACAACGUUUCUUAACAUUAUAGAUCACGCACAACGUUUCUUAACAUGAGAGAUUGCGCACAACGUUUCUUAACAUGAGAAAUCGCGCACAACGUUUCUUAACAUUACAGAUCGUUCACAACGUUUCUUAACAUUUGAGAUUGCGCACAACGUUUCUUAACAUGAGAAAUCGCGCACAACGUUUCUUAACAUUACAGAUCGUUCACAACGUUUCUUAACAUUUGAGAUUGCGCACAACGUUUCUUAACAUUAGAGAUUGCGCACAACGUUUCUUAACAUUUGAGAUUGCGCACAACGUUUUCCUAACAUUUGAGAUUGCGCACAACGUUUCUUAACAUUAGAGAUUGCGCACAACGUUUCUUAACAUGAGAAAUCGCGCACAACGUUUCUUAACAUUACAGAUCGUUCACAACGUUUCUUAACAUUAGAGAUUGCGCACAACGUUUCUUAACAUUAGAGACACACAUGGAGGUAUACACACAUUGAGGCCGGGAUUCAAUCCGAUCUCACUUCGUCUACAAUGCACUUUUUAAAGACAAUCUUCCCGAGUUCGCGGAGACACAUUCAAGGUAAAUGCUGCGUAUGUCGGCUCAAACAGAAAUCACCUUCAAAUGCUGCAUUUUCCAAAUCCACGAUCCGAUUAAAUCCCGGCUUUUAUUCAUUGACAAAAUGUACACACAGCAAUAGUGAUUGGCUGAACAUAGUGGGGUGGUAACAUUUAAACAGCUAAACCCUCCUCCUCUCCUCUCUUCCUCCAGCACACUCCUCUGAAUGCUCCGGGUAUCUAUAUCAGAACCCUGAUUCCAGACGGUCCAGCAGCGUCUGACGGGAGGCUGAGGAUUGGAGACCGGAUACUAGCGGUUAACGGGACCAGCCUGAUAGGAGCAGACUACCAGAGGUGAGGAUACUAGCGGUUAACGGGACCAGCCUGAUAGGAGCAGACUACCAGAGGUGAGGAUACUAGCGGUUAACGGGACCAGCCUGAUAGGAGCAGACUACCAGAGGUGAGGAUACUAGAGGGACCAGCCUGAUAGGAGCAGACUACCAGAGGUGAGGAUACUAGAGGGACCAGCCUGAUAGGAGCAGACUACCAGAGGUGAGGAUACUAGAGGGACCAGCCUGAUAGGAGCAGACUACCAGAGGUGAGGAUACUAGAGGGACCAGCCUGAUAGGAGCAGACUACCAGAGGUGAGGAUACUAGAGGGACCAGCCUGAUAGGAGCAGACUACCAGAGGUGAGGAUACUAGAGGGACCAGCCUGAUAGGAGCAGACUACCAGAGGUGAGGAUACUAGAGGGACCAGCCUGAUAGGAGCAGACUACCAGAGGUGAGGAUACUAGAGGGACCAGCCUGAUAGGAGCAGACUACCAGAGGUGAGGAUACUAGCGGUUAACGGGACCAGCCUGAUAGGAGCAGACUACCAGAGGUGAGGAUACUAGCGGUUAACGGGACCAGCCUGAUAGGAGCAGACUACCAGAGGUGAGGAUACUAGCGGUUAACGGGACCAGCCUGAUAGGCGCAGACUACCAGAGGUGAGGAUACUAGCGGUUAACGGGACCAGCCUGAUAGGAGCAGACUACCAGAGGUGAGGAUACUAGAGGGACCAGCCUGAUAGGAGCAGACUACCAGAGGUGAGGAUACUAGAGGGACCAGCCUGAUAGGAGCAGACUACCAGAGGUGAGGAUACUAGAGGGACCAGCCUGAUAGGAGCAGACUACCAGAGGUGAGGAUACUAGAGGGACCAGCCUGAUAGGAGCAGACUACCAGAGGUGAGGAUACUAGAGGGACCAGCCUGAUAGGAGCAGACUACCAGAGGUGAGGAUACUAGAGGGACCAGCCUGAUAGGAGCAGACUACCAGAGGUGAGGAUACUAGAGGGACCAGCCUGAUAGGAGCAGACUACCAGAGGUGAGGAUACUAGAGGGACCAGCCUGAUAGGAGCAGACUACCAGAGGUGAGGAUACUAGAGGGACCAGCCUGAUAGGAGCAGACUACCAGAGGUGAGGAUACUAGAGGGACCAGCCUGAUAGGAGCAGACUACCAGAGGUGAGGAUACUAGAGGGACCAGCCUGAUAGGAGCAGACUACCUCUCUCCUAUCUAUCAUUAAUACUGAAUCUCUGGUGAUCACUAUGUAAUACGACUCUACCUCGCUCCUUCUACCCUUCCUCGCUCCUUCUACCCUUCCUCUCUCUCUCUUUCCUUCCUCUCUCUCUACCCUUCCUCUCUCUCUACCCUUCCACUCUCUCUUUCCUUCCUCUCUCUCUUUCUUUCCUCUCUCUCUUUCUUUCCUCUCUCUCUACCCUUCCUCUCUCUCUACCCUUCCUCUCUCUCUACCCUUCCUCUCUCUUUCCUUCCUCUCUCUCUUUCCUUCCUUCCUCUCUCUACCCUUCCUCUCUCUCUACCCUUCCUCUCCCUCUACCCUUCCUCUCUCUCUACCCUUCCUCUCUCUCUUUCCUUCCUCUCUCUCUUUCCUUCCUCUCUCUCUUUCCUCUCCAGUGCUGUGGAUCUGAUCCGGCUAGGCGGAGGGCGUCUGCGUUUCCUGGUGGCCAAGUCAGACCUGGAGGUCUCAGAGAAGAUCAGCGCUUCGUCCUGCUGACUGGUGGGUACGGCAGGAAUCUCCACCCCGGAACGCUGCCCACAGCUCCAACCAGGAGAGAGGGGGGAAGAGAGGAAGGAAAGAGGUAGAUGACAGGAAGUGUCUGUCAAAGAGAAAGAGGGAGAUACGGAGAGCGGAAGAGAGGAGAUGGAUUCUAGGAAGAUGGACAGAUCCUGGAAUGAGGAGAUACUCCUGGGAGGGAGAAAGAGCUUUCCUUCAAUCCCAACUAUCACAUGCACGGACACACACAACUCUAAUCUGAAAUCAGCCUCAUCCUCUUGAAUGUAAAAAACAGAACUCAGACGAAGAUGGUUGGAAAAAAACUAAAAUCCCAAAUGAAUCGAUCAAGCACCAAACACUGGGAAGACUCAGGAGUUUAUCAGGAGUUUUUUUUGACAAGAGGAGUCAACAGAGAUUUAAAAACCAGACAGACAUUCUAAUGUUCUUUACUGCACUGUUACUACGGUAACACACACCUGCCUGAAUUGGAGGAGGUACCGAGUCACCCUGACUCCCAUUAUCUCUUGAGUAUGACUGCCAAGGCAGUUCGACCAAUCACCUGCGAAUAGUCAGUGAUUGACGCCAAGUCUAACCAAUCAGUCUGGUGUUCUUUUAAAGCACAGUAGAUUUGGAGGCCGUGGUGCGAUUCUCCACCCUUCUCCCCCUGAAGUCAACAAUACAAUGCUUUCAAUCAAACAUGUUGUGGGGAAUAAUCUCAGAAGCAGGUUCCUAUGCGUGAACACAUCUUUAUUAAUAUUACAACCAAGAGAUUAAGCUUUUCUGAUAUGUUCUUAAACUGGGGGCCACUGUUAACCAAUCUGCUGACAAGCACACACGCAUGACAAACCAUUUGAGAUUCAACGAAAGAUGUCCAAAAUGAUGAUCGUUGGACUCUCAUUGACUAUAUAUACAGUGAGGGAAAAAAGUAUUUGAUCCCCUGCUGAUUU